UUUUGCACCGGGAAGCAAACCAGCUGUCAGACGAUGAGGAAUGCAACAUUUGUUUACAUACUUUCUCCUAGCUAGUUUGUGAUACGCUUUUACACCGAAAAUGAGCAGUUCAGAAGUAGAAUAUCUAAAAACGCAGCUUGCAAUUGCAAGGAGUGAAAUAAAAAACUUAAGACAACAACUCUCCAACCUCCAGCACAUGCACACAAAAGAGCACCAGAACAUAUUAAAGCUGUUGGCCGAUUACCGGUGCGAAGGAUGCCAGGAAAAGCAACAACUUAAUGGCUGCAGCAAUAAAACGGAGAUCAUAGCGACGAAUGGUGACGAGGCAGAUGCAGUAUGCCAAUUCAAACCGAUCGGUGUAAUAAAAACGGUGUUCAAUGAUAAACGCGCUGUGCCACGGCAAGCUAGUUUAGCGUCGGCUUUGCUGAGUAGAAUAGAUAUAUCGUCCAGCACGUUCAACAAUCCGGCACACUCGCUGGAAGGGCUGGAAAACUUUUCACACCUCUGGAUUAUUUAUCACUUUCACCGCAAUCCUAACCACGCCAAAGCGAAAGUGGCUCCUCCACGAUUAGGUGGUGAGCGUGUCGGAGUGUUCAGUACGCGAUCUCCUCAUCGUCCAUGUCCAAUUGGUCUGUCGCUGGUACAGCUGGAUAGGGUAGAAGACUCCAAAGUGUUCUUUCUCGGUACAGAUAUGGUUGAUGGUACACCCGUAUUAGACAUUAAACCAUACAUUCCGCAAUACGAUGUGCCGGUCAACAUGAAGGAAGCCGAAUUUCUUAACUCACGCGAAGCACCCGAUGGAGAGGAAACGUCUCUGCAGGACAAGAAACCUGCUGGGUCAGUUAACAGCCAACCGGUACCUGCCGUGACCGUACCCAAUUGGGUACUGAACAGCUCGAGCUUAAACGUAGUUUUCAAUACAAAUGCUGAAUCUCAACUGCAAGAGCUUCAAAUAGAAAAGAAUUCCAUCGUUGAUGUCCUGAAGGCUGAUCCACGCUCUGUGUAUCUGCGCACGAAGUAUGGUUCGCAAAUAUACACGUUCAGGUUGGGCGAGCAUACCGUCACGUGCAAAUUUGACGAUCAAAACACAACCGUAACCGUUCUGCAAAUACGAGAUGUAGAAAAUUUUCAGGACUUUACUGGAGAAGGUUGCUUGUCAGCCGAAUAGAUGUAUGAUUUGCGACUACGGUUGGAACAAAACGCGUACUUAAAGUACUUUGGUUUCGAAAACUAACCCCCUUUCAAUUGCUCGCUGUUGAAACUGUGACCAGUUGACGGAUUAUUUUAUUUGCUUCUGCUCAGUAUAGCUUUCAAAUGUACGCAGCAAAUAUAAUAGAAUGAUUUGCAAAUUAUAUCACUCGUAGGGUAAUAUGUUUAAAGCAGAGUAAAGAAAACUGUUAGUUUUUUAUAAAAUUUGUGUAAUUAGGCAUCAAUAAAACGAACUAUAAGAAAUAUGUUACAAAA
Anopheles stephensi (Asian malaria mosquito) is the source of this 1464-nucleotide messenger RNA. RefSeq names its product tRNA (adenine(37)-N6)-methyltransferase. The record is from RefSeq and is a predicted model, not a curated record. The transcript has 5 exons. The coding region runs from base 101 to 1168 and encodes 355 amino acids. Lineage: Eukaryota; Metazoa; Arthropoda; Insecta; Diptera; Culicidae.